Messenger RNA from Dendronephthya gigantea, 1732 nucleotides. RefSeq lists its product as uncharacterized. The coding region runs from base 893 to 1291 and encodes 132 amino acids. The record is from RefSeq and is a predicted model, not a curated record. NCBI's taxonomy places the organism in Eukaryota, Metazoa, Cnidaria, Anthozoa, Malacalcyonacea, Nephtheidae. The transcript is spliced from 3 exons.
AGACACAUAAUUAUACAAAAACUAAACAUAAUCAUGCAUGGGUUAACAUGUACAUGAAAAACAGUAUUAUACACUUUUCUUCAGUGUAGCGUGACUAUAUCUUAUCUUUACUGACGAACACGUGACACAAGUGCGUCUAAACAAAGCAUAUAGCCUUUUGUUGGUUUAUUAACAGACGAGUGAGACGAAUUAUCUCUUAUUUUAUAAUUUUACAAAAUUAUACUUUUCACCGACGUUUGUGUGCUAUUAGGGACGCGAACGCGACGACGAUGGCUAUCAAUACAAUGGGUCAUUGAAAAGAAAUGAAUAAUUAAAGAUCCAUGAUGGGUUUUAGACGUCGUCUUCGUUCUGUUUGCAAAUGGAAAAACGUCGUUUUUUACGUCUUCCUACAACGGUUGCAUUUCAGGCCCAGCGAGCCCUGCUUCGAAUUAGGCUUUAUAGAAUUGUCCUUAAACAUAAACACAAUGUUUUUAACGCCUUUCGAUCUCACUGAAUCGGUACAAUUAAUAAUAUAAAACAACCACUUUGCCAAAGCAUUUAUUUAAAGGAGAAUUUCAGCCGCGUCAUCGUCGUGUUGCCGUGCUACAUUCUCCCUAUUAUAUACCGACCGACGUCGCGUCAAGCGACUCUGCACCUUACCAAAACUGGGGGAGUAGCACCUGCACGUUACGUCUCUGCCUUUUUCACUGGAUGGAUAGAAAAAUGUACAUGAACUUUCAUGAUUUUGCAUAACGAAUUCUGUAUCGAUUGCUUGAAAAUCUCAUUUGCAGUGCAAGAAAAAUUUUGCAUUCCAUAUUUCCAAAUUAAUUAUCCUAGUAUUAUGUCGGUCGAACAAUUAUUUAUAUACUUUUCUUAUUAUAGGAAGACUCUUAGAAACUAAGAUACUUAAAAUAUGUUUCUUGCAAUAAAUCUUCGUUUCCUCGUCAACCUGGUUGCCCGAAGCAUUCUUUGGGUAGCCAUUCAACAUGUCCACUCUAGUGAAGGUUUGGAUUUCUGUUUUAAUUCCACUCUUGAAGGAUACAGGCUAGACGCAAGAAUAUUGAAGACACAGCAUGCCCCGACAUGGAUUAAUUGCGUAGUUGAAUGUGUGAAGGAGCCAUGUUGUAGAUCAAUCAACUACAAUAAAACAUUUGACUUGAAUGAAGAACCAAAUUGUGAAAUGUUACAUAACCUGGUUUACAACACAUCUGACAAAAUAUUGCAGUUAAACCCAUCUUUUGGUUAUAUUUAUCUGCUUCAACCUGAAAAGGAUUUUCGAACAAGGUGUAUCACAGGUAUUCUUAAGAGAUAGGCCUAAGAAAAACGUCAUCCUUAGCAGAGAUUUUUACAAUUAUAAUAACUGUAGAUAAUGAACCAGUAGAGCAAAGCUGCACCCCACCACACCCUACAAGUUUGCCCUGUGACGUGAAUCCUAAUCUUUAAAUGCCUGCCGUGCGUCAGCAUCGUUGGUCAGCAUACCAAAACAAAACUAGACACAUUAAACUGAGGCUUAGCUAGGAAUAUGUUGAAAAUUGAAAUUUGAUUGCCCUAGCUCUUGAAUAAAGCGAACAAAGGGUACAUAUGUUGCUGAAACCCAUAAUUAUACCAUUGCAAUAUAUACAUUCACCGGUUCCCUUACCUUUUCUGGCAAUUUCUCUCUUUUUCUAAAAGGUAAAUCCAUUUCUCUACACUUUAUUUUCGUUUAUCAUCCAGAUCACAUGCGAUGGAUUUUUAUAUUUUCAGCAAAAUAAUU